AUUAAAUGACAAAAUGUGGAAGGCGACUGUUCUGCUGACUUUGCUGAGCCUGAGUCUGACCUUCAAGCUAGGUUGUGCUCAUAAACAAUGGAGUGUCUUUCGCAACAUGUUUAAAAGAAUCCUGUGUUCCACACCAUCAAGAGGAGACCCAGGGCAGCCACUCUUCCUUACCCCUUAUAUUGAAAGUGGGAGAAUUGAGGAAGGAAGGCAGUUAAGUUUGGUUGGGCCUCUCCAAGGAGUAAAUGUGAAGAGUUACUCUGGCUAUCUCACAGUGAACAAGACUCACAACAGCAAUCUCUUCUUCUGGUUCUUCCCUGCUGAGGUGCAGCCAGAGGAUGCCCCGGUCCUUCUUUGGCUCCAAGGUGGACCAGGAGGAACAUCAAUGUUUGGGCUUUUUGUUGAACAUGGCCCAUAUGUUGUUGACAAGAAUCUCAGAU
Terrapene triunguis (Three-toed box turtle) is the source of this 437-nucleotide messenger RNA. Its product is annotated as probable serine carboxypeptidase CPVL. Gene Ontology annotation, molecular function: serine-type carboxypeptidase activity. The transcript is spliced from 3 exons. Gene Ontology annotation, biological process: proteolysis. The record is from RefSeq and is a predicted model, not a curated record. The annotation marks the transcript as partial. NCBI's taxonomy places the organism in Eukaryota, Metazoa, Chordata, Testudines, Emydidae.